Molecule: messenger RNA, 368 nt
Organism: Neofelis nebulosa (Clouded leopard)
Lineage: Eukaryota; Metazoa; Chordata; Mammalia; Carnivora; Felidae
Product: protein FAM90A27P-like
Exons: 2
Coding region: 39-368 (109 amino acids)
Source: RefSeq, a predicted model, not a curated record
AUCAGGUCCUGAGGAAGAAUGACCGGAGGCCCAAGGACAUGGGGCAGAUGGCACGUCAUUACAUACACCAGCGGCCCAUAAGACUCCCCAUGACUCAGAACCUGAAGAAGCUCCAGAAGGGACCGGUGGGGCAGAGGAAUCCCCCACCAGAAGAGGAGAAUACCAGGGUGAAGUGCGAGAACUGCGGAGCCUUUGGGCACCUGGCCAGCAGCAGAAGGUGCCCCAUGAAGCGCUGGUGUGGGGCCCUUGCCCCCCAGCCCUUGGGCUCCAGGAAGAAUGAAAACCUGGAACCCAGGAGGCCUCAGGACUGCCACACCCCAGGGUCCUUCCACACGACUGGCAGCGGGAAGGAACCAGGACAGAGGUGA